This is a messenger RNA of Synchiropus splendidus (mandarinfish), 2012 nucleotides long. RefSeq names its product profilin-2-like. Gene Ontology annotation, cellular component: cytoplasm. Gene Ontology annotation, biological process: actin cytoskeleton organization; regulation of actin filament polymerization; positive regulation of actin filament bundle assembly. Gene Ontology annotation, molecular function: actin binding. The transcript is spliced from 3 exons. The record is from RefSeq and is a predicted model, not a curated record. NCBI's taxonomy places the organism in Eukaryota, Metazoa, Chordata, Actinopteri, Syngnathiformes, Callionymidae. Bases 183 to 602 code for a protein of 139 amino acids.
CACCCAAGCGCUUUUCCGAUUGCAGUGGCUUCUUUCAGUCGCCGAGAGCAGAAGAAAGCCGGGACUUGACGGAGCCGGAGGCCCGUAGAACCAGAUUCCUCUCGCUUCCCCAGUCGCUUCAGAGACGCCCGUUAUCCACCUUGCGCCACUUUCCCUUCCAUCUCAGCGCGAAUUUCACCGACAUGUCCUGGCAAAGCUACGUGGACAACCUGAUGGCUGAUGGCAGCUGCCAGGACGCUGCUAUUGUUGGCUACACAGACGCCAAAUACGUCUGGGCAUCGUUUGGCGGCGGCACUUUUGCCAACAUUACGCCCGAUGAAAUCGACGUGUUAAUAGGAAAGGACCGCGAAGGUUUCUUCACUUGCGGCCUGACUUUAGGCAAUAAAAAGUGCUCCGUAAUCAGAGACAGCCUCAACGUGGACACCGAUUGGACAAUGGACAUCAGGACAAAGAGCCAAGGAGGAGAGCCAACAUACAACGUUACUGUAGGCAGAGCUGGCAAAGCGUUGGUUUUUGUCAUGGGGAAGGAAGGUGUCCAUGGUGGUAACCUCAACCAGAAAGCAUUUCAGAUGGCUGACUACCUGAGGAAGUCCGGAUACUAGAGCGAGCGGCCCGUUCCCCAACUCACCCGCACCACCCCGUCGCAUUUCACACUCUCGUCCUGCUUUCUUUCUUUUUUUUUCUGCCUUCUCUCCAUCCUGUCGUCCCACCCCCACAUCGACCCCCCCUCCUUCUUUAAAAGCACCACGUGGAUAGCGAAUCAUGAUGUCAGCAGUAAUUGGUGAAGAAUCUGUACCAGCAGAAAUCUGGCCACACACGCACGCAUGCACACACACACCUGCUCGGCACACACUCCCUCCCUGACCAGCUGAAAUCUGAAGAGCACUUGAUCAGUAACUUCCAAGUCUUCCUUCAUAUUCCCACCCAGGGAGGGGAGACCGCAGACAUAUCUUCCCUCUCCUCCUCCCCCUCCCACCCUCCCCAAGUAAAAUGCAGAUUCCCCGCUCCCUGUCCCGAAGACGCGGGUCUGGGGCGUGUGUUUGUCCACGCGUGUGUGUGUGUGUGUUUGGAUGAGCUCCGUCUACCCCCAGUUUGAUGUGGUCCAGAUGCUGAUAGCCUCCCUCUCGUCAUCAUCAUCAUCAUCAUCGCCUCAGCUCCGCCGACUACACUGACCCCGCCCCCUCCCUCCUGAAGGACAUUCCACAGUAACAACGGCUCAGGCACUUAAUACUGUUUUGUUUGCCAGCUCCUGUAAUAUAUGUUUGUUUUUGUUUUUUUUCUUUAAGGCUGCCAUUUUUCGGACAGUAGCUCUCCCAGCAUUAACAUCUGGAUUGUGUCCAGUUUCUUCUUUUUUUUUUUUUAAUAGGACCAAGUGUAGUCAAGGGGUGUUCAUACAUGUGUGAAGGAAGCGACCGACCCUGGUUGCCAUGGUGAUAUGAAGUUACACUGGGGGUGGGGGGGGGGUGGGGUUAAGGGUGUCUGUUUUCUUUAUCUUUGUUUAGUAAACAAUACACGACAUUUGUACAAACCCAUGCUGUGUUGACAACUACAAAACUGUGGAAUAAAUUGCCUUCUACUCUGUCGAGCGCCAAGCCGGGCCACCGGCGCAGCGUCGCAAACUGUAACGUCCAAACCCCAAGUAGAGCAGACACUGGGAUUGGUUGGUUGGAAACGCCGGGAAACCGGCCGUAACACUAGAGAAGCUGUGUAUCCUGUGCCAUAAUGUAGAGAUGUGUCGGCGUCGCUCACUGUCCACUAGCGUUGAUUGGCACUUUCUUAGCUUGAGCUCCACUGUCAAGGCCUUGUGGGAUUUGUGUACUCAAAACGAAAAUAAACCCUGUCCUGUUUGCUGAUUUAUGUUCAUUUCUCCCUCCCCCCUUUCUCUCUUGCCACUUUUGUUUUCUGACAUCUGGGUCUCUUGAUGCGUCCGAUUUCAUAUGCAUUAAAAAAAUGCCAUAAAUUGAUUUAUCACCUUGUUUACAGACAGAUCAAAAUAAAUUUAUUCCAACCAG